Molecule: messenger RNA, 1695 nt
Organism: Pipistrellus nathusii (Nathusius's pipistrelle)
Lineage: Eukaryota; Metazoa; Chordata; Mammalia; Chiroptera; Vespertilionidae
Source: the annotation of a GenBank genome assembly
AUGGGAGAUGUCAAAGAACCAAAAAUGCAAAUAACUCCAGAAACUCCAGGAAGGAUCCCUAUUUUAAAUCCUUUUGAAAGUCCUGGUGAUUAUUGUAACCUCCAUGAACAAACUGUCUCCAGUCCUGUUUUUAAAUCAACUAAAUUACCAACUCCAGGGAAAUUUAGAUGGUCUAUUGAUCAACUAGCUGUAAUAAAUCCUGUAGAAAUAGACCCAGAAGACAUUCAUCGUCAAGCUUUGUAUUUAAGUCAUUCUCGAAUAGAUAAAGAUGUGGAAGACAAAAGACAAAAAGCCAUUGAAGAGUUUUUCACUAAGGAUGUUAUUGUGCCCUCUCCUUGGACUGAUCAUGAAGGGAAACAGCUUUCAGAGUAUCAUUCCAGCAAAUGUAUUAAAAUAACUAAUGAAUCUCCAAUUGGAAGAAAGCUGACCAUCUAUUCUGGGAAAAGCAAUGCUGCUUGUCAGACAUUGCUGUCUCUUCCUGUGGAUUUUAAUUUAGAAAAUGUAUUAGGUGACUAUUUUAGAGCUGAUGAAUUUGCAGAUCAAUCUCCCGGAAACCUCAGUUCUUCAUCCCUCAGAAGAAAGCUAUUUUUAGAUGGCAAUGGGAGUAUCUCUGACUGCUUACCUCCAGCUUCUCCCAGCAGUCGUCACAGUAGUGCUCAAACCUCACUUGAAGUUUUUUAUUCAAUAGAUUUAUCUCCUGUUCAGGCUAGGAGCCCCAUGCAGACACCAACUUCGGGGCAGUUUUCGUCCAGCCCUAUUCAAGGUAGUGCAAAAAAAUACAGUUUGGGAAGUAUAACCAGCCCUUCAACUAUUUCUUCACCCACUUUUUCACCAAUUACAUUUCAGAUAGGAAAGACACCACUCUCAGAACAAAGGAAGCUUACUUUUCAUUCUCCUGAUGCUUCAUCUGGAAUAAAUUCUAAUGGAAUUAGUAAUUCAUGUAUCAGAAGUCCUUACAUAGAUGGCUGCUCACCAAUUAAAAAUUGGUCUCCUAUGAGACUUGAGAUGUAUAGAGAUGGUACUCAAUAUCGGACCUCACUUCUUCAAAUACCUUUUACCCUUGAGGCUCACAGUGAAGAUGAAGAAGAUAAAGCAAAUGCUCCUUCCACAGAUGCCUCAUCACCUGCCAUGGACACUACUGGCAUCCACCUGCGGCAGUCGGAUAGCAAUGCUUCUCAUGGCACAUGUUUAGUAGUGACUUCCAUGUCCGUUACACAAAAUCAGUCCAGUGCUUCUGCAAAAGUCCUAGCACUGCUACAGGAUGUUGAAAGUGAGAAGGAGAAUAACACUGUGGAUAUGGUUGAUCCUAUAGAGACAGCAGAUGAGAACACGUGGAUUAAGGAGCCGGUGGAUAAUGGGAGUUCACCUAUGACUGAUUCCUUGAGUGGAAUCAUUGAAAACUCUCAUAUGUGUAUGUCACCUCUUGCAGAAAGCAGUGUAAUUCCUUGUGAAAACAGUAACAUUCAGAUGGAUAGUGGUUAUAAUACACAGACUUACGGAAGCAAUAUUAUGGAUACGGUUGGGGCAGAAAGUUACUACAAAGAAAACGAUGCACAAACUUUGGAAGUCGAGAUCAAACCUCAAGUUUUUAAUAUAAAGCAAGACCAUAAGACACAGAGGUGUUGGAGGAAAGCAGCAAAUCCUCAAUGCAGCAGUCCACAGAGCACCUCUCUCAGAACCAAAAACUACCGUUGA